Corythoichthys intestinalis (scribbled pipefish) is the source of this 1969-nucleotide messenger RNA. RefSeq names its product adaptor related protein complex 3 subunit mu 1 (gene ap3m1). Gene Ontology annotation, cellular component: cytoplasmic vesicle; clathrin adaptor complex. The transcript is spliced from 9 exons. The record is from RefSeq and is a predicted model, not a curated record. Gene Ontology annotation, biological process: intracellular protein transport; endocytosis. Lineage: Eukaryota; Metazoa; Chordata; Actinopteri; Syngnathiformes; Syngnathidae. Bases 147 to 1403 code for a protein of 418 amino acids.
ACAUUUCAAGUGUUUUCCAUGGAUUAGCAAAUGAAAUAGUGACCGAACUCGGUUACCCGUUACACUGGUGCAGGCAUCCCCCCGGCCCAGCUUGCCGAGUGGCAACAUCACUGUUUGUCGGAACCAAGCUCUUGUCAGCAGCUGAAAUGAUCCACAGCGUGUUCCUCAUUAAUCACAUGGGAGACAUAUUCCUGGAGAAACACUGGAAAAGCGUCGUUAAUCGCAGCGUGUGCGAUUACUUCUUCGAAGCCAAGGAGAAAGCGCUAGAACCUGAAAAUGUGCCUCCCAUCCUGCAGACCCCUCAUCAUUACCUCAUUAAUAUAUACAGAGGGAAGCUCUUCUUCCUCGCUGUCAUUCAGACUGAAGUGCCUCCACUGUUCGUCAUUGAAUUCCUGCACAGGGUUGCAGACACACUUCAGGACUACUUUGGGGAAUGCUCUGAAAGUGUGAUCAAAGACAACUUGGUGACAGUGUAUGAGAUCCUUGAAGAGAUGCUUGACAAUGGCUUUCCGCUGGCAACAGAGUCCAACAUCCUCAAAGAAAUGAUCAAGCCUCCCACCAUCCUGCGAUCUGUCGUCAAUACUCUCACGGGUGGGAGCAACGUUGGAGACACACUACCCACGGGUCAGUUGUCCAAUAUCCCCUGGAGGCGCGCUGGUGUUAAAUACACAAACAAUGAAGCUUACUUUGAUGUCAUUGAGGAAAUAGAUGCCAUUUUGGACAAAUCAGGUUCUACAGUGUUUGCAGAGAUUCAAGGUGUGAUUGAAGCCUGCGUCAGGCUCACGGGGAUGCCUGACCUUACUCUGUCCUUUAUGAAUCCCCGUCUCCUGGAUGAUGUCAGCUUUCACCCGUGUGUGCGGUUCAAGCGCUGGGAGUCAGAGCGCGUCCUCUCUUUUAUACCACCUGAUGGCAACUUUACCCUCAUGACGUAUCACGUCAGCUCACAAAAUCUGGUGGCCAUUCCUGUGUACGUGAAGCAGAACAUUAGCUUCAUGGAGACGGGCUCUUGCGGCCGUCUGGACAUCACAAUCGGGCCGAAGCAGACAAUAGGGAAGACGGUGGAGGGCUUGCUGGUCACCAUCCACAUGCCUAAAGCUGUGCUCAGCGCCAACCUUACUGCCACUCAAGGCAACUACACGUACGACCUCACCACCAAGGUGCUUGUUUGGGAUAUCGGGAAGCUUAACCCCCAGAAGCUUCCCAACCUGCGAGGAAGCCUGACUGUGCAGUCGGGUGCGCCGAAACCUGAGGAGAACCCCUCGCUCAACAUCGACAUGAAGAUCCAACAGCUGGCCAUAUCAGGCCUGAAGGUGAAUCGUCUGGACAUGUACGGAGAAAAGUACAAACCCUUUAAAGGUGUCAAAUACCUCACCAAAGCGGGAAAGUUCCAAGUGCGGACCUGACUCCAUCACUUCUGGACAACCAAGCUCCAGACUCAGCGCUCCAAAUUUUUCCAAACCUCAGCAUUAUUAACGAAUAAUUUUGCAUUCUAACAGUUAAUUUAUUUAGGUACGUGCCAUGGCAUUACAGACACUGUAUAUAUAUAAUAUAUAUACCAAGCGGCUUAUUUAUGGCCUUUGAAGGGAAUCCUUUAGAAACGGUAAAGUGAUAAUACUUAAUAAUCUUCCAAGUGACCUUUUCCACUUUCAUUCAGUUCCACCAAAUGCCAUAUUGCCGAAAGGAAUAUGUUUCUUUGGAAAUGAGCCUGCACAAUCAUGUCAACUCCUUGUAAUGUUGCUUGCGCUUUGCCUUUCUGUACAUCAAUAUCUUUGCACAGCUUUACUCUGUAAUUUACCCAUGUUAUGUGCCUUCAGGACUUUAUAAUACCAUCUGUUUUAAAGAUAUGGUGUAGCAAAAUAGGUUACCCCAGACUGUGAUUAGCACAGCAUUUGCACAACCUUUGACGUGGAACAAACAUUCUUGUAUCGCUCUUAAUGUCAGUGUACAAGAGGUCUUAUAAAAAAAAACU